Striga asiatica is the source of this 354-nucleotide messenger RNA. Lineage: Eukaryota; Viridiplantae; Streptophyta; Magnoliopsida; Lamiales; Orobanchaceae. The record is from the annotation of a GenBank genome assembly.
AUGAAGAAGUGGGCAAUCCAAAUCCACCCGCCCGAACCGGAUAUUGAAGCAGUGAAAGAUGUGAUGCUUCUUGUGCAUCGACUGGGUCAGCAAAGGAACAACAUGGUUGAAGAAGAAGAAAUCUUAAUAGUCAAUAAGUGCCCAGAAGAAGAAAUGAGAUUCUAUCACCACCUUUGGGACGAAGAAAAGGUCAAUUAUAUCGCGCCUCUACACCCUACUUUCGUUGGAAAACGCUUUCCCCUCUCCAACGCGACAAAGCAGCUCCGAAGCGAACAGCAGGACUUCUACGCCGCUAUCAAAGUAGUUUACCCUUUACACCUCAGAAAAUGGGUACCCAACAAAGUCUUUUCUUGA